AAUUGUAAUGGUAAUGGUGGGAACCGUACAGUCUCCUAUGCACAUCAUUGUAAUAAGUGGUCAGUGAUCAGUCUACAUGUACAUAAACUUACAAGAGUGACAAAAACCAAAAUGUAUCGGUAUCGCGUUUUACGCAAGUGUCUGCCGAUCAAAACUUGGUCUGGGCCGACCGUACAGUGGUCUCGCCCCAAGACGGCUCUCGUGGAGGAGACAGCUCACAGUGCGUUUAAUAAAGAGGCACCGGAGACGAGACGACCGUUCGAGGAGAUUCCUGGACCCAAACUGUGGCCCAUCGUAGGAUGUUUCCCCAACUACUUAGCUAAUGACUUCAAACCCGAGCAGUACCAUAAGAUGUGGCAACGCAGAUUCGAGGAGUACGGAAAGGAGAGCAAACUAGUGGCGGAGCGAGUGUUGCAUCGGCAGUGGGUCAACGUGUACUCCCCUGCUACCGCCAAACAGGUGUUCGCUCAGGAGGGCGAAUACCCCAAGAGGCCUCAGAUGUCACUCUAUUACUUGCGGAAGGAGCAUCUAGGACAUCUGGGAGUCGCACUCGAAAACGGCGAGCGCUGGAAGAAGGGACGUAGUCUGUGGAACCGCAAGGUGCUCAGGCCCCAGUCAGCUGAGGACUUCAUUCCCCGCCUCAAUGACGUGGUGGAGGACUUUGUGGAGCACAUUCGCCAGUUGGCGGCAGGUGGACCGCGCGAGGUCAAUGGCCAACAGUUGAUGCCCGGGGAGGUUCCAAAUCUUCUGACAGAAAUCAUGAAAAGCGCGCUGGAAAUGAUGGGAACGAUUGCACUGAGUAGGCGUCUUGGAGGGAUUCGUCCAGGCGUUGAUCUUGACUUAGACGCACACCGUUUUAUGACUGAAAACGCCCUCCUCUGGCCUCAUUCGACAAAACUGGACAUGUCGGCAUUUCAACUCUUCAGGUACUUCCCAAGUAAGACGUACGAAGCCAUGAAGGGACACUGGUUGAACAUGUGCGCCAUAACAGCCAAACUCAUGGAGGAAUACAAUGACAGCAUGAAGGACACCCUUGAAAGCGAGGAAUUUACGGGCGACUCUGCCCCCGAUGUUUACUCUUAUUUCCUGGCCAAGAACACACCAGCCAAGGAACUUCUGGGCCAUAUGCAAGAUCUACUUCAAGUUAGUAUGGACACGACCUCAAAUUCGACAAACCUGCUGCUGUAUUGCAUAGCUAGCAACCCCCGCGUACAGGAGAAACUGUAUGAGGAAGUCAGCGAGGUUCUUCAAGGGGGAAGAGUAACAGCCAAUAAUCUGAAGGAUCUGCGGUACCUGAAAUGUUGCGUCAAAGAAUCCAGCAGAAUGUUCAUGACAAUCCCCGGAACAUCACGAAUUCUGGACCAUGAUAUCGCACUAAAUGGCUACAAUGUUCCUAAAGGAACCUACAUCAAUUUGUGUUUCCAAACCAUGUGUCGAGACCCAGACAUUUUCGAGGAGCCCCAUGAAUACAGACCAGAGCGCUGGUUAGAUGUUCGUAAGGCGCCAGACAUGGCGUUUUCACACCUUCCGUUUGGAUUCGGACCGCGGAGCUGCGUGGGGAGGAGGCUGGUCGACCAAGAAAUGUACAUUAUACUCGCCAACUUGGUGUCAAAGUUUCGUAUCGAGAACCUGUGCGACAGUGAACCUGACCUGAAAUGGAUCGGUAUCAACCUGACUGCAUCUGAGCCCCUGAGACUCGCCUUCCAUGAACGUUGAGGGCGCCGUUAUACAAACUCAAUCCCAUACCCAAGAGCAUCGUAACUGCGACUGAAUGUUAGACUUUGAUGAAAAUUUACUCUCGUCAUGAUCGAUAUCACGAUCAGUAUCAUAAAUUUAGUCAUCGUGGUCAACUACUGUAAAUAUAAACUACAUGUACUAUACUAUAGGUCUAAAUAUGAUACAAGCUGUAUGUUGACUGGAUGUUAAUAAAGGAAUAUAAUAAAGUUCGAUAUAUUUUAAACUAAAUAGAUCACACUUUUCACUCGUAACCGAGAGCACUAUGAAAGGCGUGCCUUUUAUCAGCAAUCUGUCGAUUGAAUAAACUUCCUUAUUGUCAGGCGCACAAUAUUGUACUGUAGAACUCUGCGCUUUUUAACUAAAUGCACUUACUUUUUCGUUUCAAGUCAGCACGUAUAAAAUAAAAAAAAUGCUGUUUAAAGAGCUUGCUGUGAUUGUUAAUGAAUUUGUUGAAUUUCAAUUGUUAAGCUAGUUUUUUACUUUUAUCAGACAAUUUUAACAAGUUGUAUUUUUAAACUGUAAAGCGCGUUGGGAUUUGUAUCAAAAUGUAAUGCGCUACAUAAGAAUACAAUUUUUAGUAUUAUAGACUUCGAACUUGGUACACAAUGACACGCUAACUUUUCCGGUCAGCAUGUGAAUCCGUAGCUUGCUAUAUCGUCAAGCUUCGUCGAACCACAGUGGAUCCCUCUCUCAAUAAUUCUCAUUUAAUAGUUUAGGCAGAUCGAAAUGUCGAGUUUGCAGCUACGUGUAUGUGUCUUAUCUUUUCUCACACUCAAAAAAGAAAACCGAAUGGUUGAAGCAACGCAUUGUGCUCAAUUAUAACUAGGGUGCAUAAUAAUUAUCUGUUGAAGGUUCAGCUCGGUAGAUACUAUACAUUUUGAGUGGGGGGGGGGGAGACAAUCUACGUACAAUUUGUUUUAUCUCGUAAUUUGACUCUGCUGCUAGCGCUAGCGCUUCCGAUACAAAAGUUGUAGGUGUAUACUUCUGAUCGCACUCUCUCGUUUACAAUUCCUGAAUCAGCACCCGGGAUACGAAUCUCAUUCAGCCGAAUAAUGUACUUGAUAGUGGAUGGGCUAUCCUCGCAGUAUUUGUAAUUUAACGUAUUUUGCAAUUUAAAGACGAAGUGUGCCCUGGGCAAAGUUUUUAAAACGAUGUUCAGUGAUUUUGUUCUUCUGAACGAGUAUUUUGUUGCAAUACCUUUUAGACAGCCGUACCAGUCUAUGUCACGGAUAAGCUUUCUGAAUGAACAACAACUGUAUGUGUCUGAACAGUCCUAUCAUAAUAUAUAUAUUGGUAUUUUUUUGGUAUUGUGACGGAAAGUGUAGUUUUUAUGCACAACUCAUGUUAUUGUAUUCUAAUCUUAUGAAUGAACUGUAGUAUAAGUACAGUACGCCCGUGACUUGGCGUGGCUUAGCAAUGUGUGCGUGUAUGCACGCACGCGAUUGGUUAGCAGAGCCCCAUAGGUUAUAAUUUAGCGCAUCAUAAUGGUUUAGCGCAUCAUAAUGGUUUAGCGCAUGUGCUAUGUAUGCGCGUAGGUAGAUUGCUACGUACGUACGCGCGAAGUUUCUGGCAACUGGCAGCGCGCUGUGCUGUACGAACAUUGAUCUCCAUUAUAGUAAAGUACUAUUUUGGUUUGUGAUCCAUCUCCUUCACACAAUAUCACAAGAGGUGAACGACGUCAUUCCCUGAUCAAUCUAGGGACGGGAAGAAGCUUUUACUGAUUACUUUGUAAAAUUAAGGUGUUUUUUUACCUUUUAGAUUCUAAUUGGUUUAUGUU
This is a messenger RNA of Patiria miniata (bat star), 3514 nucleotides long. RefSeq names its product cytochrome P450 10-like. NCBI's taxonomy places the organism in Eukaryota, Metazoa, Echinodermata, Asteroidea, Valvatida, Asterinidae. The transcript has 9 exons. Gene Ontology annotation, molecular function: oxidoreductase activity, acting on paired donors, with incorporation or reduction of molecular oxygen; heme binding; iron ion binding. The record is from RefSeq and is a predicted model, not a curated record. The coding region runs from base 112 to 1716 and encodes 534 amino acids.